This is a messenger RNA of Nerophis lumbriciformis (worm pipefish), 3644 nucleotides long. RefSeq names its product ENAH actin regulator (gene enah). The record is from RefSeq and is a predicted model, not a curated record. Gene Ontology annotation, molecular function: profilin binding; SH3 domain binding. Lineage: Eukaryota; Metazoa; Chordata; Actinopteri; Syngnathiformes; Syngnathidae. Gene Ontology annotation, biological process: actin polymerization or depolymerization; actin polymerization-dependent cell motility; axon guidance.
CAGCCAUGUGACUUACAGGAGACACACGCUCACUUUCUAUCGCCCUUCCUGUAUCGGACCAUUCCACAGUGGGCUGAUCCACAGUGGGGAGAUUCCCACAUAUCAGCUUCCUUCUUAUCAGGGAGCCCCCAAGAGCGCCGGAGCCUGUUGCCUGGAUACCAGACUAGACCGCUGCAGCAUCCAAGCGUCUGCUGCCGCCAGCAGAAAAGCAGGCGCUGCUCCGCUCGCCGCUCGCUUGAUUUUUAUUUUUAUUUAUUUAUCCCCUCACUGACUUGGUAUGAAUAAGUGAGGACGCCCCAUGAUAGCGGAGGAUUACCAGUGGGAGGCAGGAUGGAGAGAAGAGUCCGCCAUGGGGAAGGUCUGUCCAUGGCCAUCGCUGGCUGGGUGUUAGUGACUGGAGGAGGAGCAGGGAGUGCAAGGUCGCAGUGAGGAGCCAUGCAGAUCCAGUCCUCGGGUCUACAGAUCCAGUCCUCGGGUCUACUUUACAAACCGUCCACGAGCGUCCACGACCAAAGAUGUGCUCUGGCGUCUAAAAUGGAAAUUCACCGUGAACAGAGCAUCUGCCAGGCCCGGGCCGCUGUCAUGGUCUACGACGACGCCAAUAAGAAGUGGGUUCCGGCGGGAGGUUCCACCGGCUUCAGCAGAGUCCACAUCUACCACCACACAGGAAGCAACGCCUUCCGUGUAGUCGGGCGCAAGAUCCAAGAUCAUCAGGUGGUGAUCAACUGUGCCAUUCCCAAAGGACUGAAGUACAACCAGGCCACGCAGACCUUCCACCAAUGGCGGGAUGCCCGGCAGGUUUAUGGGCUGAACUUUGGCAGCAAGGAGGAUGCCAACGUGUUUGCCAGUGCCAUGAUGCACGCCCUGGAGGUGCUCAACUCCCAGGAAACUGGUCCUACAUUGCCGAGGCAGGCCCCCCAUGUUCAGAAUGGUCCCACAGCCGAGGAAAUGGACGUUCAAAAAAGGCAGCAUCAGGAGCUGCAGAGGCAGAAGGAGGCGGAGCGAGAGUCGCAGGAGCGUCAGGAGCGAGAACGUCAGGAGCGAGAACGUCAGGAGCGGGAGGCUCGGGCGGAGACGGAGCGACUGGAGCGUGAGAGGAUGGAGGUGGAGAGGGAGAAGGUGGAGAGGGAGAGGAUGGAGAUGGAGACGGAGCGAGAGAGGGAGAAGGUGGAGAGGGAGCAGCAGGAGCAGCUGGACAGAGAGAAGCAGGACUGGGAGAGAGGGAGGCGAGUCUCCAAUGCUGCUUUCGAGAGCACCCUGUACAGCCCCACUCCUCAGGAGUACAGCAGAACUUCCUCCACGCCCGCGUCGCCAUCCACCCCCACUUACCCGUCUCCCGGUGCACUUUCGGGCUCCUGUGCCACACCGCCCACGCCGCCACUAAGACACUCGGCCUCCCGAUUUGCCACGUCCCUGGGCUCUGCCUUCCACCCGGUUCUUCCGCACUACGCCACCGUCCCAAGGAGGCAGCAGGCGUUUGCCCCGGUUCCGCCUCCGGCUCCGGCCCCAGUCCCGAGCCCGGCCUGUGCACCGAAGUCGGCAUACAACUUCACUCCCUUGCCCCCGUCGCCCCCCAUUAUGAUAAGCAGUCCCCCAGGCAAAGCCCCAGGCCCCAGGUCGCUCGUCCCCAUAGCUGCCCCAUCUCCUCUCACCCAGAAGCCCCCCUCACCGUCUGCCAACGGCCCACCCAUGUUUCCUGCACCGUCCCCGGUCACAAUUCUGCCACACAGCCACCCGGUCGGCAUAGUCUGCCCCACACCGCCGCCGCCGCCAACUCCGCCACCAUUUACUCCUUCAGUGGCGCCCCAUUCUUUUUUGUGCGUCUCGUCUCCCCCCUCCUCAUCCCAUGCUCCUGGUUUGCCCUCUCCCUCCACAGUUGCUGCUUGCGCUGAGAACCCCUCCCUCCCCGAGGGCCAGGACCCAGAGUCAGACCCGACAGUCCUAGAGACCCACCAACUGCAAGGGGGGUCCUACGAUCAUUCCCAGGACAGUGUACAGACAGCGGGGUCAAGCGCACCUGUCCCUCCCCCAGCCCCGCCCCUGCCGCCCGGGUCCACGGUGUCGGCUGGAGCUGCCACGCCGGCCGUGACUCCCACCACGCCCUGCGGACACCCUCCCCCACCACCGCCUCCACCGUUGCCUCCUACGUUGACUCCGGCCGUGACCCCGACAUCAGCACCAGGUCCACCUCUCGGGGCGCCGACCCCUCCGCCGGCGCCUCCCCUUCCCGCCGGUCUCUUUUCCCCGGCGGAGGAACGCCCGCUUUCAGGCCUGGCAGCCGCCCUCGCGGGCGCCAAGCUACGCAAAGUGCCAAGGAGUGACGAUACAGGGGCCGCUCUGGUAGCAGCCCUGUCAGGAGGUGUGGGGGCCAAAGCAGAAUCCAGGGUAAAUGGUCCACUUCCUGGAGGAGGCGGGCUCAUGGAGGAGAUGAGCGCCCUAUUGGCCAGAAGGAGAAGAAUUGCAGAGAAAGGGUCAUCACCUGAACCAGACCUCAAAUCAGAGGAGGGUGAGACCCCCACCACCACCCCCACCACCACCACCACCCCCAAAGUGUCAGCAUGCAGCACACCAGACAUGCCCAGGAAGCCCUGGGAGAGAAGUAACAGCACUAUGAACGGUAGCAAGUCUCCAGUUAUUGGAAGACCUAAGUCCAGUCCAACACCUGCAUCUCUAAGUGCCAACGGGGUACCAACAGAAAGUGUGGACUAUGACCGAUUGAAACAGGACAUUCUGGAUGAGAUGAGGAAGGAGUUGUCCAAACUAAAAGCAGAACUCAUCGAUGCCAUCAGGGAGGAGCUGGGCCGGUCCAGCACAGCAUAGAAGAUAGAAGACCUCCUCCACAUCCAACAAGACGUCAGUCUGGGUCGCGACACGGUGAUGACAAUGAAGACUUUAACCAGGUGGAGCACCUCCAGGUGUUGGUCUAAGUCUGGUCCUCCAGGACUCUCCAGGAGGACUCUGCGGUGUGAAAGGAAAAACGUGCAUGUCUUUUUUUUUUUUAUGCAAAAAGAACAAUCCCUAUCUUGUUGUUCCGACAAAGUGAGGACCUCUCGGAAGAGACACUGUCAACAUCACUGCUGGAUUUUUCUACCAGAAGGCGUUUUAAUGAAGGUGUGAAAGUGCGGUCACGUGACCAAGGAACGUGGGAUGGAAAAAGGACGAAGGAAACGUGGGAUGGAAAGUGUGAAAGAGCGCCACUCGUCUUCCUCAAAAUGCUCCUGGAACUGAAGUGUGUACAGACGGAAGAUGGCCGACCACCUCCAGUAGCUCCACCAUCAUCUUCCUCAUUCGUCUUUGCCAGCCAUGGUAGCUCAGAAAGUGCCAUUUCUUUUCUAUUCCUGCGACGUGGGCGUGGUCAAUGUCCGCUGACCUUUGACCCAAAGCAGCGAGGGUCACACGAGAUCCGCCAUCACACGUUUAUGACGAGCAAUAAGUGUAGCCUUCCUCUACGACCCUUCUGACAGGAAGUUACUGUGCACCAUGAUGUCACCGCCUCGUUCGCUCACUUCCCCCUCAACAUCAUGCGUGUCUUUAUCUGUGUAGUGUGUCGGCAUCCUGGAUCUACUUUGUUGAGCAUCUCCGUGUGCCAUUUUUCUUUCUGCUUUUUGCCUUAAACAAAUAAAAUUUUAAUUUUGUUCCCCUUU